AUGGCGCAUCAGAAGGAGGUAGCCGCUGCUGAGACUAGCGAGGCCAUGGAACGACGGUUCCGGCCCAUCGCGCCCAAGCCCCUACCGGCGUCGCCUCCACCAAUGCCUAUCGGCACCACGGUGAGUAGCACCCUAUUGGGGCCGCACAAGCGCAACCGUCAGGACUAUCUUGUGCCAUCUCCGAUGUCAAAGAGGGAGAGGGAUGCGAUGUCUUACCCUCCGCCUCCGGUAUGGUGGGCCACCGGCGAUGGCGAGGUGCCUGUGGUGAUGAGGGCAUGGUGCAUGCGCGAGAGUUUUCUUCCAGGUUGUGAAGAGCACCUCCGGGGACUUUCUCUUGAGGGGUCUUCCGUUUCACCGUGGGCGCCGUCCCCAGAUGCAGGGCAGCGGUUGUUCCCUGUGGAGCGCGACUUGAUCUCAAAGUUGCAGGUGCCCAAAGUCAUCAAGCCUCGUCCUGCUCGCCCCGUGCGCACCAUCAUCUGCAUCGACUGCAGCAGCAUCGUUGUUGCCACCACCUCGGCGGUGGAAGUGGCUAUGUCCAAGAAGACGCCGAGAGAAGUGGAGGUCGAGCUGGAGUUGCCCGAUGCUCUCCCAGCCAUCGUGUCGGGCUGCAACAAUAACCGCGUCUACCUAGCAAAUGAUGCAUACAAGGCGAUGGUGGGGCAACCAGUAUGCCCGUGGCUUGACUCCCUGCCCGGCGCCGGCGCAUCUAGGAGGAUCAACGGUGAGGUGGUGCUGAGUGUGGGGGCGUUUAGCACUACGUCGCACUUGCCGAGCAUCAGAUGUGCUUUCCCAUGCACUGCAAGGAUCUCGUGGGAGCGUGAGGACGCCAGUGCAUCGCUCACUGUGCCGUGCGCCGUUGAGCGCCUAACCAGUAACCGCGAUGACUACUGCUUCAUUUGGAGGUUUGACUCUGAGAAAGCAUCCAUCAUGUACUGCAUCACAUAA
Panicum hallii is the source of this 945-nucleotide messenger RNA. RefSeq lists its product as uncharacterized. The transcript has a single exon. The record is from RefSeq and is a predicted model, not a curated record. Bases 1 to 945 code for a protein of 314 amino acids. Lineage: Eukaryota; Viridiplantae; Streptophyta; Magnoliopsida; Poales; Poaceae.